CUACAUCCCCACUACGCAAGUGUUCGCUUACAAGUUACAGGUUAUAAUUUUAUGUUGUGCGUUUGUUUAUUGAUAUCGAGUAUUUCUUUUGGAGUGUUGUUGGAAAACUUGAAUUUUUCAUCUAAGUUCGUACUUUACUUAAGAUGUCCGAAACUUCCGCGAAAAAAGCCCCCAAAUCGGCCUCAAAGGCUAAACCCGCAAAAGUCAUCGAGACCGCCGACAAAGAAAAGAAAGUCAAACAGAAGAAACGGCAAAAGAGGCCUUACGGUCGUCUGUACGCCAGAGCAGUGUUCACAGGUUUCCGUCGUGGACUCCGUAACCAGCAUGAGAACACAGCCCUACUCAAAGUUGAUGGAUGUGACUCUAAAUCCGAUUCAUGGUUUUACGUAGGAAAGCGAGUUGCUUAUGUAUACAGGGCUAAGCGUUUAGUUCCAGUACCUGGACGACCAAAAAAGAAGUCUAAGGUACGUGCAAUCUGGGGUAAAGUAACCCGCCCUCAUGGUGCCACUGGAUCAGUACGAGCAAAGUUUAAGACAAAUCUUCCUGCUAAAGCAAUGGGACACCGCGUGAGAAUUAUGAUGUAUCCUUCUCGUAUAUAAACAUUUGUAACACUGACAAUUAAAAGUUUAAAAAAAUAAACAAAAAAAAAGGAUAAAAACUAUACAACUUUUUAUUUUAUUUUA
Messenger RNA from Adelges cooleyi (spruce gall adelgid), 683 nucleotides. It is a transcript of the gene RpL35A, whose product is annotated as 60S ribosomal protein L35a. The coding region runs from base 144 to 599 and encodes 151 amino acids. Gene Ontology annotation, biological process: cytoplasmic translation; ribosomal large subunit biogenesis. The record is from RefSeq and is a predicted model, not a curated record. The transcript is spliced from 4 exons. Gene Ontology annotation, molecular function: structural constituent of ribosome. Lineage: Eukaryota; Metazoa; Arthropoda; Insecta; Hemiptera; Adelgidae. Gene Ontology annotation, cellular component: cytosolic large ribosomal subunit; ribosome.